Geodia barretti is the source of this 287-nucleotide messenger RNA. Lineage: Eukaryota; Metazoa; Porifera; Demospongiae; Tetractinellida; Geodiidae. The record is from the annotation of a GenBank genome assembly.
AUGAUUAUCUGCACUACAACAACUUGGCUGCAGCAGUCCUCUUGUGAAAUUAAACCGUUCAAAAUACGAUUGUGUCUCAUUAUCCGAACCACCAGAUAUGUAUACAUUUCUCUGUCGUGGCUCAUAAAUUACUCUAGGAGUAUUUCUCGGUAGAACAACUCUAACUACCCCUAUUUCACCUGUUACAGUUGCAGGGCGUAUUUCUCCACUAUCCACACGUAGCACAUGUCUCGUUUUAGGUCUGUCAAUGUUCACUCUUACCCUUCCACUGAAUCCUUCUGCACCAG